UCCAAAAAUCGAAAGUACUUCACAAAGCUCAAUUGAUAAUAAUGAAACAAACAGAUCCGAAAUUACGUCUGGAAGAUCGUUAAAAAACGAACAAAGAUUGUGGAGGGUUCAACUUCAUUUUGAUACAUUAAUUACGCCAUUUUGCGUUGAUAUUAAAAUUCUUGCCUAUUUGUACUUCUUUCUUAGAGAGUUGUUAUCAUAUUCAUCAAACGAUGUUUUAACAAGUGGUGGUAGCGUGAUCUUGGGUGCUAAAGAAAUUGGAGAGUUAUCAUUUUCAUCAUCACUAUUAUUAAAUAAUGAAGUCAUUUCCAUACAUAAUUCAAUAUCAUUAUAA
Entrophospora sp. SA101 is the source of this 334-nucleotide messenger RNA. The record is from the annotation of a GenBank genome assembly. Lineage: Eukaryota; Fungi; Glomeromycota; Glomeromycetes; Entrophosporales; Entrophosporaceae.